Messenger RNA from Cryphonectria parasitica EP155, 1416 nucleotides. RefSeq lists its product as uncharacterized. The transcript has a single exon. Lineage: Eukaryota; Fungi; Ascomycota; Sordariomycetes; Diaporthales; Cryphonectriaceae. Bases 1 to 1416 code for a protein of 471 amino acids. The record is from RefSeq and is a predicted model, not a curated record.
AUGAAGUGUCCUCACCGGUCCGACCUCUUCCUGCACGACACCAACACGCUCCAGGGCGACAUCCUGCUGCGCGAAGGCGCCUCGCAUCUCAAAUUCCAAGAGUAUGCCAUUUUUGCUAAGGAUCCAGAUAUCGACUGUGCGAGCACUAUUCACUCUGGCGACACGGACAACGACCGCCCUUUUCUUAGGCACAUUCCUCAGCACAUCACGUCCAAGGACGGGAGCAGAGGAGAUGAGCUAUUCCACCAGGCUCUGAGGGAUGACUACGCUGUCGACGUCGAUGGUGGCUGGAGCCCUAGGCUUAAAUCGUCGCACCUCUUGCAGGGCAGAGUGCGGCAGGUGAUAUGCCAUCGACGGCCGAAUAUCAAGUCUAGCGAGGACCUCGACCUGGAUGGCUUGUACCUGACGGCAGAGGACUACGCCGCCAUGGACCUCCACCCGGCGACACUGCAGUACGUCAGGAGGAGGGCGGUCGAGUCGACGUUCUGGGACCGCCACCACGAGAAACUCAGCAUCAUCCUGUCCUUCCCGACAGACCCACAGGCUCCCUACGACUUUCUCUCCAUGACAUACAUCGUGACAGACCGCACAACCACCACCCUCAUCCGUCAGUCGUCCUUUGUCGAGCCUCACCAGAACAACAGCAACAGCAACGGAGGUGGCGGUGGCGGCGACGACCUGGAGCAGUACGACACGCGCAUGCAGGCGUGCAAGUCGCACUGGGCCCACCCCCUUGUCAUUCCCGUCAUGCUGCUGCAGGUGCAGUUCGCCAGCACCGAGAGGGCCGUGGCAGAGAACCACAGCGAGGUCCUGGCUGUCGAGCGCGACGUGAGCAACAUGGCUGGGUUCGACGCCAUCGACGAGCGCGCGCGGCAGCGGGAUGUUGGGCUCCAGAAGACGCCCUCCAUCACGCCGGCACGCCGUCAAGGCUCGGGACAUAGCAGGAGUGGGAGCACCAGCCAGGGUCAAGGGGUGCCGGUGUACAAAAAGUCUACAGAGCUGAUGAAGAAUGCGCACGAUGUGCUGAAGAAGUCGAUUCGGCUGCUGAACACUCUGGAGUGGUUCGAGCGCACGUGCCAUGUCCUCCUCGCCGCGGGGGACGAGCUGGAUGAUGUCAGGCAGGGUCCAGACAAUGCCACACCGAGCGGUGCUGCGUUUCCUGUUCCGUUGUCGGCUCGUGGCAAAGUCAAGACGGGCCUGCUGCGGGCUAGAAUCUCGGAUGACCCGCUGGCUGGGCACUGGCACGAGAUCAGGCAGUACCUCGAGGGUCUCUUGCAGUUGUGCCAGUCUCUCAAGACGGACAGGACCAUUCUUGAGAUGCGAUGUAAAGCCCUGGUUGAUAUUGUGAGUAGAGUACUUUGUUUCACUUCCUGCAUGGACUUCUCUGCGCAAUCUUUGACUAUCCAUACCUCUUGA